Molecule: messenger RNA, 864 nt
Organism: Psilocybe cubensis
Lineage: Eukaryota; Fungi; Basidiomycota; Agaricomycetes; Agaricales; Agrocybaceae
Exons: 3
Coding region: 1-864 (287 amino acids)
Biological process (GO): mitochondrial respiratory chain complex III assembly; protein insertion into mitochondrial inner membrane from matrix
Cellular component (GO): mitochondrial inner membrane
Molecular function (GO): ATP binding; ATP hydrolysis activity
Source: RefSeq, a predicted model, not a curated record
AUGGCCCUCCAGGAACAGGAAAAAGCAGGAGAACUUGGGCUUGAGAUAUACUCUGUUUCACUCGCAUCUGGACAUGUCGACGAUUCCUUCCUUCAACGAGCUGUGUCGUCUAUUCCAAACACUGCUAUACUCUUGAUUGAAGAUAUCGACUGUGCCUUCACAUCCCGAGAAGACGAAGAAGAAGAGGAACUACCUGCCUUUCCAGGGAUGGGAGUUAGUAGAACAACAAAAUCAGGUGUUACUUUAUCUGGGUUGCUCAAUGUUCUUGACGGUGUUGGAAGCGAGGAAGGAAAACUGUUCUUUGCCACAACAAACUACAUAGAGAGACUGGAUCCCGCACUUCUACGCCCUGGGCGUAUUGAUCGCAAAAUCCAAUACAAGCUGUCGACGAAGGAACAAGCGGAAGCUCUUUUCCUGCGUUUCUACCCUCCUUCCUAUACUCUCACCGCAUCUGAGGCUUCAGAUUCAAGUAUAACGUCCACAGAUUCUGACAAGACCGAAAAAUCGCCAACUUCCGUGAUCAUCCAAGUUUCAGACCAAGAAACAAGACUCAAAACUCUCGCAUCCGAAUUCUCCCUUCACUUUCCCGAACACGAAUUCUCGCUUGCUGAGCUUCAGGGGUAUCUUUUAUCUUGCAAGAAGGAGCCUGAGAUAGCUGUGGCUGAGCUCAAGACAUGGGUCGAAGAAGAAAGAAAAGAGAAAGAGGAGAGAACAGCUCGAGCAGAGGAAAGAAAGAUUAAGAUGAAAGACAAGAAGGAUAUCAAGGAAGCAGCGAAGCUACAAGGAUCAUUGCAAAGGCUGGGUAUAUUGGGCAAUUCGAGCGAGACUCCCUUUGUCCAUGUUAAUGGAAUAUCGGCCGAGUAG